Molecule: messenger RNA, 3285 nt
Organism: Dichotomopilus funicola
Lineage: Eukaryota; Fungi; Ascomycota; Sordariomycetes; Sordariales; Chaetomiaceae
Exons: 3
Coding region: 1-3285 (1094 amino acids)
Biological process (GO): nucleoside metabolic process
Molecular function (GO): catalytic activity; protein binding
Source: RefSeq, a predicted model, not a curated record
AUGAAUCCGAAACGAACGUACCAGGAUGAAGAACCGUCUGCGAGCCUUCCGAAGCGGCCAAGAACCUUCGACACCGCCUCCAAUGGUGGCAUUUACCCAAACCACGAUGCGUACUCUCCACUUGUGCAUGGAGAUUACACAAUCGCCUGGAUCUGUGCACUUCCCUUAGAACUGGCGGCAUCGCGUGCCAUGCUGGACGAGGAACACCCACUGCCACCCAACCAAGCCGGCGACGACAACACCUACGUGCUCGGACGCAUCGAUCAGCACAACGUCGUCAUGACAUGCUUACCGGGACAAUACGGAACGAACAACGCCGCAAUUGUCGCGACAAACCUGAAGCGCAGUUUUCCGAGCAUUCGCGCUACCUUGAUGGUCGGCAUCGGCGGCGGAUCCCCUAGCCAGGCCGACUUGUACCUCGGCGAUGUUGUCGUCGGCACGAGGGUCAUGCAGUAUGACAUGGGCAAGAUGGUUGCGGGCGGCUUGUUCCAAGAAACGGCCGAUGCGAAGACUCCUGCGUGGCUGCUGAACUCGGCUGUGUCCGCUCUACGGUCGAAGCAUGGGCCGCACCGUUCCAGCAGUCGAAUGACAAGCCUCCUGCGAAGCCGACUCCCGAACAUCUUGCGCCCGAACCACCCCGAUCGCCUUUUCCAAGCAUCCUAUGAACACCCUCUAGGGGCGCCAACAUGUAUUGACUGCGACCCAGAAAAGCUGCAACCACGAGGCGCACGCCUCUCUGACGAACCCAGAAUCCACUACGGAGUCAUCGCUUCGGGAAACAGGGUUAUGAAGGACGGGAAAGGACGGGAUGACAUUGCUCAGCGACUUUCGGCGCUAUGCUUUGAGAUGGAGGCAGCCGGCAUGAUGGAUAAUCUCCAGUGCUUGCCGAUUCGCGGCAUUUGCGACUACUCGGAUUCCCACAAGAACAAGGAGUGGCAGGACUAUUCUGCUGCAACUGCAGCCGCAUACGCGAGGGAACUGUUAGAAGGGCUUCCGCCUUCGUCCAGGACACUCGAUCGGACUCCCACAUACAUCACCGAUGUGAGCCAGCCCAAUACCACCGUCGACCAUGCUUCGGAACGGCGGCAACGCUUGCUAAAAUGCCUUGAAUUCCCGCAAAUCGAUGCCCGCAAAACCACUAUUCGGGCUGCACAUAUCAAAACCUGCCGUUGGCUUCUGCAGCACUCAAAAUACCAGUACUGGCUUGACCCUGGGAAGCAAUCGCAGGAUCAUGGCUUCUUAUGGAUGCGAGGCAAGGCAGGUGCCGGAAAGUCAACCAUGAUGAAGUUCGUGUACCUGGAAAUGAAGAAAGUUUUCAAGAAGCCUAGCAUGGCCGUGGCGUCCUUCUUCUUCAAUGCACGAGGCGACUAUUUGGAAAGGUCUAUCUCCGGGAUGUACCGGUCUCUGUUACUGCAGCUCCUGCAAGAGUUUUCGGAUCUUCAAUCUGUCCUAGACAAUACGGACAUCGUUCCGCUGCACCAACAAGAUUGCCCUAACCUGAACGCUCUAAAGGAGCUUCUCAGCAACGCUGUCAUGGCCCUUGGCCAGCGCUGCUUUACCUGCUUCGUCGACGCCCUCGACGAGUGUGACGAGCUAGAGGUCCGGGACAUGGUCCAGUUCUUCGAGGAGUUGGCAGAGAACGCUACCAACGAAGGCAUUCAGUUUCGAAUUUGUUUCUCGAGUCGACCAUACCCCUACAUUGAUAUUCACCGGGGAAUCUUGCUUACCCUUGAGAAGGAAUCCGGACACGGAGAAGACCUGACACAGUACGUCAAGAGUCGUCUUAGGAUCACGCACCGCCCGCUUCUUGAAGAAUUACAAUCCCAAAUCCUAGAUAAAGCUGCUGGGAUUUUCAUGUGGGUCGUGUUAGUAGUGGAAAUCCUGAAUAAUGAGAGUAGCCACGGCGCCCUCGCUCUCAGAAAGAAGCUUUCGGAAAUCCCGGCCGAACUGAGCGAACUCUUCAGGAGCAUGCUAGCACGCGAUCAACAUAGAACUGAAUCGCUGCAGCUCUGCAUUCUCUGGAUUCUCUUCGCAAAGCGGCCUUUGAGCCCAGCAGAGUUCCGCCAUGCGCUGUGGGCGGGCUUGUUGGAGCAGCGUCUGGUCGAUCCGGAGCUGCCAGAUGACAUACAUAUGGAUGCCGUCAAACUGGUCACGAGUUCCUCGAAGGGGCUUGCUGAGAUCACCAAAUCUAAGCAGCCGACCGUGCAGUUCAUUCAUGAAUCAGUGCGGGACUUUUUGGUGAAAGAAAAGGGCAUCCAGGAUUUGUGGCCUGAACUUGGAUUCGACUGGGAGGGUCCUAGCCACGAAAUCCUCAAGCGUUGUUGCACUACGUACCUGCAUCAUCCAAGAGUACAGGCGAUCAUCGUCGCUCCAGAGGGCGGAGACGACGAACGGAACGCCAAGGCCGAAAAAUGCUCGUUCCUAGAGUAUGCCGGUCAGCAGGUCCUCUACCACGCCAAUGCUGCGGCGCCUGUGGUUCCCCAAGACGGUUUUUUGACCGAAUUCUUUGCUUCGGCUGGAAUCAGGGUGAUCAACCACCUCGAGAAGUUCAAAGCUCGGCGGUACAGCUCCCACGCAACUCCGCUCUAUGUUCUAGCAGACAAAGGGCUAGGAAACCUCAUUCGCACACAGAUGAAAAGAGAUCCGGCUACCGACGUUCCUAUAGAAAGGUACCAAUAUCCGCUUUUCGCUGCAUUGGCAAACGGCCAUAAAAGCGCUAUAGCCGCACUUUUGGGCUUGUCAUCAACUGUCUACGAUGGCGUCGAUAUCACCGAAGGUUUGAACUACAAGAAGGACUUGAGGGAUUACCAAGGUCGGACGCCAUUAUCGUGGGCUGCCCAGGAGGGUAGACUGGGCAUUGUGGAGUUGUUGAUUCAAGGAGGGACAAAUCUUGACGGAAUCGAUGGGAAAGGAUAUACGCCACUCCACCGGGCCUCAGAGAAUGGCCACGAGGCGGUCACGCGGCUUCUCAUCGACAACGGGGCGGACAAUGGCCAUGAGGCGGUCGUGCGGCUUCUCAUCGACAACGGGGCGGACGUCAACGCUCGGGACAGUUCUGGAUCGACGGCACUGCUUUGGGCCUCACAGAAUGGCCAUGAGGCGGUCGUGCGGCUUCUCAUCGACAACGGGGCGGACGUCAACGCUCGGGACAGUUCUGGAUCGACGGCACUGCUUUUGGCCUCACGGAAUGGCCGUGGGGCGGUCGUGCGGCUUCUCAUCGACAACGGUGCGGACGUCAAGGCUUCGGAUGAUCCGAACACUUCGACGCAAGGAACGCCAGCUUGA